AUGGACUGCAUCGUUUCUUACCUGCCGCAGUCUCUGCGUGAGAUUGUCGAGCCCUACAUUCCUCUCUGUGAAGAACACGCGCCAUUGAUUGGCAUCGCGUUGGCCUCCCUCAUCGCCGUCUACGUGGGGUACCUUUUUGUCCAAUGCCAGAAAGAAGCUGCCGUCGCGUUCAACGUUCCUGUGCCACAGGAAGUACGCAAAAGCAAUACAGGCAAGAAAUGGGACGAAGUUUCCGGCCAGCAGAAACAGGUCUUGGAAGAUCAAGUUCGCGGAAAAUGGAACAAUGAUUUGAUUAUGAGCUACUGCCCCGCCGACGGUCGAGUACUUGGGAAUGGAAUUCGGCCUGCGACAGUCGAGGAUGUUGAUGAAGCGGUGCGCGCGGCCAAAACUGCCCAGCGCGAAUGGGCCAAAACAACAUUUGCGGAGCGCAGAAAGGUCCUCCGAACUCUUUUGAAAUACGUGCUCGAACACCAAGACGAUAUCGUGACCGCAUGCUGCCUCGACUCCGGAAAGACAAAAGUGGAUGCUUCGUUCGGCGAGAUUCUCGUGACGGCCGAGAAGCUGAAGUGGACGAUUGACCACGGCGAGAAGGCCCUUCUCCCUUCACGCAGACCUACAAAUUUCCUUAUGAUGUACAAGAAGAACAUCGUUACCUACGAACCCCUCGGAGUGGUCUCGGCCUGUGUGUCAUGGAAUUACCCAUUCCACAAUUUCAUCGGACCGGUGAUCAGCGCAUUGUUUACCGGCAACGGCGUCGUUGUUAAGCCAUCUGAACAAACGGCCUGGUGCACUGCAUACUUCCUAGAUAUAGUACGCGGCGCUCUGUCCAGCUGCGGAUACUCUCGGGAUCUGGUUCAUACCAUUGUGUGCCUUCCCGCUGUUGCGGACAAGUUGACCUCCCACCCGGACAUCUCCCACCUCACAUUCAUCGGCUCCCGGCCUGUCGCAUUCAAAGUCUGCGAGUCCGCAGCUAAGUCCUUGACACCCGUCUGCGUCGAACUGGGCGGCAAAGAUCCCGCCGUCAUUCUCGACGAUCCCCGCACAAUCCGCAACCUCCCCACAAUCGCCUCGAUCCUCAUGCGCGGCGUAUUCCAAUCCGCCGGUCAAAACUGCAUUGGUGUUGAGCGUAUCGUCGCCUUACCAGGCACAUACAACAAACUUAUCGAGAUGGUCACACCUCGAAUUCAAGCCCUCCGCCUCGGAUCUGUUCUCCUGGACACCCCCUCCAACGAUCCUACCGCAAUCACACCCGACAUGGGAGCAAUGAUCUCCCCAGCCUGCUUCGAUAAGGUCGAAUCACUGAUCUCCGAAGCUGUCAAGCAAGGCGCCCGUCUGCUCGCUGGUGGAAAACGCCACGAGCACCCGAAAUACCCCCAAGGCCACUACUUCACCCCUACUCUUCUCGUCGACGUCACUCGCGACAUGCGGAUUGCCCAAGAAGAGCUAUUCGCACCUAUCUUCCUCGUUAUGCGCGCUGAGUCUGUACCUGAUGCUAUCGCCAUCGCAAACUCCACUGCCUAUGCCCUUGGCGCUAGUGUUUUCGGUCACAACUCUGCUGAUGUCCAAGCUUGCGUCUCAAACAUUGAUGCUGGCAUGGUCUCUGUGAAUGAUUUCGGAGCAUACUAUGCUGUUCAGUUACCCUUUGGUGGUGUUAAGGGAUCUGGAUAUGGCCGAUUCGCCGGCAAUGAAGGUCUACAAGGUCUUUGUAAUACGAAGGCCGUUUGCGUGGAUCGAUCCCCUAAACUUAUUGGAACUGCUAUUCCUCCUCGUGUUGAUUAUCCUAUUCAGAAGCGUGAGGGCAGUGCCGGUGUCAAGGAUGGCAAUGCCGCUUGGGAAAUGUGCAAAGGUGUUGUUGAAACUGGAUACCAGUUGACUAUCGGUGGACGUGUUGCUGGCAUCUUACGUUUGUUGGGCAACAUGUAA
Penicillium pulvis is the source of this 1923-nucleotide messenger RNA. RefSeq names its product aldehyde dehydrogenase family protein. Bases 1 to 1923 code for a protein of 640 amino acids. Gene Ontology annotation, molecular function: aldehyde dehydrogenase (NAD+) activity. The record is from RefSeq and is a predicted model, not a curated record. NCBI's taxonomy places the organism in Eukaryota, Fungi, Ascomycota, Eurotiomycetes, Eurotiales, Aspergillaceae. The transcript has 2 exons.